Molecule: messenger RNA, 892 nt
Organism: Prorocentrum cordatum
Lineage: Eukaryota; Dinophyceae; Prorocentrales; Prorocentraceae
Source: the annotation of a GenBank genome assembly
GUCGCCGGCAGUCAUGGCGGGCGUCGCAGCCUUCGUGCCGCUCCCCGCGGGCGCCCCUCUGGCGGGCCCUGCCGCGGCAGUGCCCCGCGCGCCGCCCGGCCUCGCGGCGGGGCCCCCCGCGGGGGCCGCGCUGCGGGGCGGGCGGGCUGCCGCGCUGCCGCUCGCUGUGGGCGCGGCUGCGGGUCUCGCGGGCGCGGCCGCCGCGAGGCCGUCGCGCCCGCGGCCGAGGGGCGCGAGGACCGGGGUGGCCGCCGAGAAGGAGCCCGAGAAGCCGCAGGUGCCUCCAGUGCGCAUCCCGCAGAUCUCGACGAAAGGGGGCCAGAUCGACGUUAUGUCUCGCCUUCUGCAGGAUCGGAUCCUCAUCCUCGGGGGCCAGGUGAACGACGAGAUGGCCAAUGUGCUGAUCGCGCAGAUGCUCUAUCUGGCGAACAAGGAUGCCGAGAAGGAGAUAACCAUAUACAUAAAUUCCCCUGGCGGCUCCGUCUCCGCCGGGCUGGCGAUCUACGACACCAUGCAGUUCGUGCCCUGUGACGUGAACACGGUGUGCUUCGGCAUGGCGGCGUCGAUGGGCGCCUUCCUGCUCGGCGCGGGCACAAAGGGGAAGCGCAAGGCGCUGCCCAACUCGCGCAUCAUGAUCCACCAGCCCCUCGGCGGCGCGGGUGGCCAGGCGGCCGACAUAGAGAUCCAGGCCAGGGAGAUCCUGUUCCUGCGCGACAUCCUCAACGUGCACCUCGCGGACUUCACCGGGAAGCCGCAAGAGACUAUCGCCGCUGACUGCGACCGCGACUAUUUCAUGACCCCGGAGGAAGGCGUGGAGUACGGGAUCAUCGACGAAGUGAUAAAAACCCGGUCUUGGCCGCGCUUGCAGAAGCCGGAGAAGCCGACGAUGUGA